Lutzomyia longipalpis is the source of this 2433-nucleotide messenger RNA. RefSeq names its product ceramide kinase. Bases 612 to 2099 code for a protein of 495 amino acids. The transcript has 6 exons. Lineage: Eukaryota; Metazoa; Arthropoda; Insecta; Diptera; Psychodidae. The record is from RefSeq and is a predicted model, not a curated record. Gene Ontology annotation, molecular function: kinase activity.
CACACCAUCCAUUUUGUUGAAUUGUUAAUGUUUUUCUUUCUCCGUCGCUAAACGGCUUGAAGAAUGUUUCUGAGUGUCCUGCGAGCCUGCAAUUUGAAGAUAAAUGACUGCUGAAGGAAAUUGACGAUCGCAGCGCCGCGCUAUUGGUCGCGAUGAUUCAUGUGAAAGGAAUUUUCUGUGUUUUGGCUGUUUUUCCUUCAAUUUUAUGUGAUAAAUAGUUGUUGUUCCGUGUUUUCUGUGAUUGCAAUUUGAAGAGCAAAUACUUCUGAAGGAAAUGGAAUUUGAUCGAAAGAGAGCCUGAGAACUUAAUUUGGUGAUUUCAAGUGUGUUCUGAAGCAGAGGUCUCUGGUUUCUAUGUACAUUUUUGGAUUAAACACCGCCGCCAGCCGUCAGGUCGUUAAAACGAACGAUGUAUCGGAGUUGAAGUCCAGCCAGUACAUAACAUACUGCCUGUCAGUGCUGUGCGUGAAGGAGCUCUCUCGACUUGUCGCUCUCUUUCCAUCAUUCCUGGUACCUGUCCUCACAUCGCAGGUGCCAUCUAUUGAUUACGGAAGGCCGCCGGACGCCCCCGUAGCGCCCAUUGCUCCCGCCGCUUGAAUGGAGCCCUCCAAAUGGAGCCUCAUGAAGCCGUCCUGCUUGCAGCGCUCCACGUGGGCAAGAAGCGUGUCAGGGCAAUCCUGCAUGCAGGAUUUAUCGCCUGGGAGCCAAGUAAUCCCAAACAGGCACAUGAAAGGCACCAGGUGCCUCUGACGGACAUUGUGACGGUUUUAUGCAGUGGCGCUACCUUUACAUUGGUUUACGGGAAGCGGCGGCCUAGUAGUCACGAAUGGAGGCUACAACGAACAACUUUCGUGGCAUCUGAUGCAACAACAGCUGAAGCAUGGACGGCUGAGGCAAGGCGGCAAAUUGAGGCACAAAAACAUCGUCCACGGCGUGUGCUUGUAUUUAUUAAUCCAUACGGAGGACGGCGGGCGGCGCCACGUAUCUAUGAGCGACGUGUGCGACCACUCUUAGAAUUAGCUGGUAUUGAGGCAGAGGAGAUUGUCACGGAGCGCCCCCAGCAAAUAAGGGAGACACUCCUGGAGGCAUCUCUUGAUAAUUUCGAUGGGAUUGCCUGCGUUGGGGGUGAUGGGACAUUUUCGGAACUCUUCAAUGGGCUCGUGGCACGUGAGUGUCGUGAUGCAGGAGUUCCCAUGACAAGUGCAUCCCUACCACGACCCCGAAUCCCAUUGGCUGUCAUUCCUGGUGGAAGUACGAAUACAGUUGCAUUCUGUAUGCAUGGCACUGAUGAUCCCACCACGUGUGCAAUGCACCUUGUUCUCGGGCAACGUGCUGGUCUUGAUCUUUGCUCAACAACAAGUUCCGAUCCAGAGGGGGCACGGCUGUAUGCGAGUGUUCUGUCCUAUGGGUACCUCGGGGAUAUUGCGAAGGAGAGUGAACGCUAUAGGUGGAUGGGACCACGUCGGUAUGACUAUUCGGGCUUGAGAAAAUUCCUUGGGAAUCGGGGGUAUCGUGGGGAGGUGUCUGUGCUGCUGGAUCAUUCAGAUCCAGCUGCGGAGACAAGCAAAUGUGUCGAGGGGUGUGAGAGGUGCAAUGCCCCUGUUGAUGAUGCCACGGAGGCUCCCACGUCGGACACAGAGACACCGUGGCAGGUGAUUCGUGGGAAGUUCCUAAUGGUCAAUGGGGCUAAUAUAUCAUGCGCAUGCCGUCGUAGCCCGUGCGGGAUGUCCCCAUCAUGCCAUCUUGCUGAUGGGUGUGUUGAUGUGAUUCUCGUGAAUCACACGCACAUCUUCAAUAACCUCCGGCUCCUACUUAGGCUCUCUUCGCGCAAAGGUUCCGUGGCACAAUUGCCCUUUGUACGUGUCCUCCGUGCACGUGGAUUCCACUUUAGACCCCACGAUGGUGGCAAUGGCAGCGGUGCGGCAACAGGUAGCCAACAACCAAUUGCCCCAUCAGGGGGCAAGCAGAGUGUGUGGAAUUGCGACGGGGAGGUCCUAACCGAAGGCGAGGCCACAAUACGCCCCCAUAGGCAACUUGUAACUGUCUUUAGGCGCCCCCUUGUUGAUCCCGAGGAACCAGGGUGUGCGCUAUGUAGUUAGCCUUCCCGCGCGCGCAUUAAUAUUGCAUUCCUGUGAAAUGAGGUUCUUUGUUGUUUUCUUUUUUACUCAAAAGACCUAUAUUUUAGUAUUUGUUUUUUUGGCAACGACAAUGGUGAUGCUCAAUGUAUUCCUACAUAAAUAGUAGUUAUAUAUAAUAAAAAGAAGUAUAUAUAUUUUAGAUAUUUUCGGAGAGGGAUUCACUUUUAUAGGGCAAUUUAGGGUGAAUAAAAUGGUUUCAGAAAAUGAGAAAAAAAGGCCCUUUGAGGGCAUGAGGAGACGAUGUUUAACUGUGAGAUUAACAAUAAUUAAAUAAAGUUUAUGUGGCGGUUGAAAA